CUUUAUUCAAAAUUUACUUUUGUAAAUCAAAAUAUGGAAAGCUAAAUGUAUUUCCCAAAAUUACCAACAUAAAAAGUUUACCAAUAUAUCAUACCAUUAAUAGUUAUUAUUAUUACUCACACUUUAUUCGAGUGCAAUUUUCCCGCCCACUCCAGUGGCAGCCGCUCCUGACCAUGUAUCCAUGUCCGGCAGAAGACACAAAGAAUUUGUUACAUGAAAUUGUUAACUGGCUGAAGCCGAUGCCUCGACUCGACUGCGUUUGAUGCCUUUUGCUGAUAUAUGGCCAACCUUUGACAUCCUUUAAACGAGCAACAUGAUGCUCUAGAUUAUGGCCAAGAGAUUGGCCCGACUUUUCCCCCCUGGUUUUCCCGGAUUGUCUCACUUGGCCAGGGCGAUACGUCAAUGUGACAGUUUGAUAAUUUAUUUUGUUCAAAUUUUGUUUUUCCCUCUUCGCUGGGGGACGGCGCUUAAAUAAGUUAUCAGCGAGAACGAAGGCCCAUAUAAAUGGCAGCACGUAAAUGAAUGAAAUUAUUUUGCAACAAAUUAAGGCAAAUUUAUGCGUCAAGACGACAGGACAGGGCGGAGGGAUGGGGGACUCGAGAUGGGCUGGGAGCCUUGUUUUUCCCGGGGAGGUGGAUUCGUGUAACAGGAAACGCAAUCCACAGGCAAACAAACAAAAGCGAAAACGGAACGAAACGAAACGAAAACCGACCAACAAACAAACAAACAAACAAUGAAACGAAAACGGCUUCCUCGAAGAGUGAAAAGCGAGGAGUUUUCCUUCAGCGAAAUCUGAGCAAGGCUUUGUGCAACAAAGUGAGGCACCCGGACUACCCUCUUUUCGCCCAUUUACCCCUCAAAUGGGGGCUAACCGGGAUCGCUCUGCACUCUUGAACAUCGAGAUACGAACAUAUAUAUAUUUUUUUUAUUUCCCAAGCCCCCCUACCACCGUGCUCCGAAUCAAAUGUCAAUAGAGAGUACAUUUCAUUCAGUCGGGUGAUGCUUUUCCCGCUUUUCCCACACCCACUUUUCACUCCCAGCAUUGUAGCUGUCACAGUGUUUGUUUGCGGAUUUGGAGCUUUUCCUCUUUGGCAACGGGCUUCUUUACCACGCCUCCCCCUAUUCCCUUUCGACGGGUUCGUCCAGGAUAUAAGGAAUCUGAA
Molecule: messenger RNA, 1163 nt
Organism: Drosophila kikkawai
Lineage: Eukaryota; Metazoa; Arthropoda; Insecta; Diptera; Drosophilidae
Source: RefSeq, a predicted model, not a curated record